This is a messenger RNA of Paramacrobiotus metropolitanus, 1521 nucleotides long. RefSeq lists its product as uncharacterized. NCBI's taxonomy places the organism in Eukaryota, Metazoa, Tardigrada, Eutardigrada, Parachela, Macrobiotidae. The transcript is spliced from 9 exons. The record is from RefSeq and is a predicted model, not a curated record. The coding region runs from base 225 to 1367 and encodes 380 amino acids.
AUCAGAAGGAAGAUAAGGUCGCGGCCUGGUUUCCUAAAUCGAAAGGCUUUACUGCGGGAUUUUACGUAUGCGAGAUAGCCGACAUAUGUGAGACGGAGAAGGAAGCGCAGGACGUGAAGUGCCGGCUUGUGGAGAAGUUUAAAGAAAGCAAGAAAACGGGACGAACUGUAAAAGAUGCAGAGAGACUGAAGGAACUUUGUGUAGAUAGCAAUACGUUGCCGGGGAUGCAUGCAGCUGAUACUGGACGAACGCCAUCGAAGGAUAUCCUUACCGUUGAAAAUGUUGGAAUUGCAACAGCACUAAAUUUACUACCGUUGUCGCCGGUUUGGGAGGGUAUACAUGCACCCGGCUUCUACGGGCAGGAUUACGCCACGCUUACAUCUUCGCAGCCAAGUAUUGCUGAUUAUGCGAGAUUCGUUGGCGGAAGUACUACUCAAGCCGAAGUUCAUUCUGAAGAUGCAAACGGUCAUAAUGGGGAAUUAAGCGGGGGGCUACAAUCUACUGAGCUGGAUAUCCAAGCAUCACAGAAACGAGCGGCUGUUCCAGAAAAGCAGUGUGACCGAGCGCUGAAUGCUGCUGAAAACAGCAACAACAGUAUUCUUUGUGACGAUGAUUUUUCUCCCACACCAGGGACGUCCAGUGCACCGAAUGAAGUUACGAAAGCUUUGGAUAGCCAUACUUUAUUAUCUGGAAACAGCACAUCCAUUGUUUUACCGGCGGCUCGAAACCAGGCUCGGGAUAUCCCACCUAUUUUGAAUGCCGAAAACAUUGCGCUUUAUUCAGCAGAGAAAAAUGGUCUGCCCAGUCAUCUUCGACCAAUUACCGGCAUGCCCGGCGUGAGAAAUGUAGUUGUCCGAAAUCGACAUGGCACGGAUAUCCGCAGUAACGAUCAUGCAGUAAUCAUACGUGAAAAUAAUCCACGCAUCAUAAUGAACCAAGGAGGCUACAAGAAGUUCAUCUGGUACUGGCAAUCCAAAUCCGAUGGAAGUGUUCAGCUGCGAAAAGGAUACGACAUUUAUGUCUACGAGACCAUCCUUGACGACUGCAAGGUGAAGUGUCCCAUCUGGAAUCCCAAAACAUGUAUCGGGCAUGCUUGGGAGCUAGUUCAGCAUCUCAUGGGCGGCGACGAGGGCAUUAUUGCGUGCUACGAAAACAAGUACGACAAUCAGGGCGCGGACUUUCUCCUUGGCCGAAACACUUUGCAGGCCGUUUUAUCGUAUGUCACGGACCUUUACAAGCUUCAGCAACCCAUGAAAGAGCUCACCGUGUUCAAAGCUAUGAUGAACAACAAGCUGAUCAACCUCUACAAAACACGCAUGCAUGCUAUGGGUGCAGUGCCGAAGAAACGAAAAGCAACGGAUGAAUAAAGAAACUGACGUAUUAAGAGGUUAUGGAUAUCCAGUUGCUUUUGUGACAAUUUCCUUAAUCAUUUUAAUGAUUUACAAAAUGUGACUAGAAAGUUUUUGCGGCACGUUUGUGAAUUACAGGAUUUAAUUCGUGAAUUGUCUGCAGUGAUUGUUA